Alosa alosa (allis shad) is the source of this 2838-nucleotide messenger RNA. It is a transcript of the gene dcp2, whose product is annotated as decapping mRNA 2. Gene Ontology annotation, biological process: nuclear-transcribed mRNA catabolic process, nonsense-mediated decay; deadenylation-dependent decapping of nuclear-transcribed mRNA. The transcript is spliced from 11 exons. The record is from RefSeq and is a predicted model, not a curated record. Bases 254 to 1444 code for a protein of 396 amino acids. Gene Ontology annotation, molecular function: RNA binding; 5'-(N(7)-methylguanosine 5'-triphospho)-[mRNA] hydrolase activity; manganese ion binding. Lineage: Eukaryota; Metazoa; Chordata; Actinopteri; Clupeiformes; Clupeidae. Gene Ontology annotation, cellular component: P-body; cytoplasm.
CAUGGACAAUAACGUGAAUUUGCGCGGCGUCUCACUGUAUUUUUAGCAGAGUGGCUAACUAGCUAACUACGUAGCUAGCUAAUUUCCGAUGUAGCUAGAAUACUUUCUAGGUUGUUUUAUGAACUUUGCUAAUGUAUAGCAUGGCUAUGUCUCUCUGCCAGAACUGGCUAAUGUUAGGGUAGCAAAAAGAGUAGCUUUGCGCUGUACACCUUCCAAAAAUAGUUUGGUUGUUCGGGAUGUUUUUAUCUUUAACAUGGAGACAAAACGAGGGGAUAUUCCCAACGGCGUAUUGGACGACCUUUGCAGCCGCUUCAUCCUUCACAUCCCCAGUGAAGAGAGAGACAAUGCCAUUAGAGUUUGCUUCCAAAUUGAGCUUGCCCAUUGGUUUUACCUGGAUUUCUGCAUGCAGAAUGCACCAGGACUACCUCAGUGUGGGAUAAGAGACUUCGCCAAGGCUGUUUUUAAUCAUUGUCCCUUUCUGCUGCCGCAUGGGGAGGACGUACAAAAGGUUUUAGAUCAAUGGAAGGAAUACAAGAUGGGUGUUCCUACAUAUGGUGCAAUUAUCCUAGAUGAGACAUUGGACAAUGCAUUGCUAGUUCAGGGCUACCUGGCAAAGUCAGGAUGGGGUUUUCCAAAGGGAAAAGUAAAUGAGGAUGAGGCCCCCCAUGAUUGUGCAGUGCGUGAGGUGAUGGAAGAGACGGGUUUUGAUAUCCGAGAUCGUAUCUGCAAAGAUACGUACAUUGAGCAGAAAAUCACAGACCAGUUGGCUCGACUGUACAUAAUACCUGGAGUCCCAAAUGAUACCAAAUUCAAUCCCAAAACAAGAAAGGAGAUUAGGAACAUAGAAUGGUUUGCUGUUGAACAACUUCCAUGUCACAGGAAUGACAUGACUCCUAAAUCCAAACUUGGACUAGCUCCCAACAAAUUUUUCAUGGCCAUUCCAUUCGUUAGACCUCUCAGAGAAUGGAUUGCCAAGCACAAAGGGGAGUCUACAGACAGUGAUGAGGAUUUUGCUUCCAAUGGCAGCACUCCAUGUAAACCACAUACCCGGUCUAAAUCCAGACGCACCCCAUUGUUGACUGAAGCAUCCCCAGGAGAUGUCUGGUCCAAGCAAAAGCAACAAAAGUCGUCCGGGCAACCAGCACAGGAAAUCAAGCAGAACCACAGUGCAAAAGGCAAUGGGAAAAAGAACCAGGGCUCUCCCAACAUGAAGAAAAGAUCAAACGGGGUCAGCACACAACAGAAAGAUGAAAGGAGACUUCAGCCUAGAAGACUACAAGACAACUUCGACACAGAUGCGAUCUACAACUCGUACGGCCUCAACGGCCAGGUCCCAGGCCAGCCGGGCGCCAUCAAUGGAGACUCUGAGCACAUCCUAUCCUCACGGUCCUUCCUCACCUUCAAGUUUGACAGGGAGGCCAUCAUGAAGUGCUUUGACUCGUGAGGCUCCCGCCCCAACGCACACCCACUCACAGUAUUACCCCCCCCACAAUGAGACUUUACUCGUCGCUGGGCAGCACAUAGCUAUUCUCUCUCCAGUCAAAACAAAGGAAACCCGUUUGCAGAGGUCAGAGUAGGGGAUGGGGACAGUGAAGGGCCUGAGAGGUCUGAAUCGGACCAACUUCUUGAAUAAAGUGGCAGAAGUGUUCAUGUGUAGAUAUAUAUUUUUCCACCCCUGAAAAAGGCAAGAAUUAUGGUUGGGCAAUUGGCUCUGGAGCCAUUUGUUGCUGCACUGUUGGUACCAGCUUCCAGACUUGGCGUCUAGGACCGAGUGACGUGUGCAUGUGACUGCAACUGCAUCAUGUCUUGCACACGGGGAAGCCACUUAGGGAGAGCCCACCCGGCAUGUUGAGUGCACCAGUUGUUGACUGGACGGGCAUGUGAGUGUGUUUGUUAAUGGGUCUGUUAUAAUGUUAUGUACCCAUAGCCAGCCGCGCCUCCUGCUUCCUCUGUGUGUCAGAUAUACUAGACAUCUGCAGGUACUGUACUGCGAAUAUUUUGCACCAACGCGCUAAGUACCAUCAAUAGUUGGGGGGCGGGAAUUGUUGCUGAAUCAUCUCUGUGAAGGUCUUGCAGAAAAGAAGGGCGAAAAAGGAACUCUUGCACUUUUUCUAAUGCUGUCGAGGAAUUGGUCCUCUGGUGAUGAAUGUUACUUUAACAAAAGAAGAAGUUUGUUCGAAAAUGAUGAGGGUUUCUUCAGGGAACUGUUCUCCUCUUCUGCCUCACCCUAAACAUACACUUCCACCCAUCUACUCAAUAAAUGCAUUAGAAAGUCACUGUUUUAAUGACCACAUGGUUUAAGCAGUCAUUUUUCAGCUUUUUCUGAGCCAUCGGUGACUAGUACUGAAACCUGAUUGUGGAUCUGCGAUGGCUUUUCCUAUCAUCAUGAUGACUCAUCAUUUACUUAUUUGCUUCUCUUACAUUGAGCUUUUAAAAGUGUCAGUUGUGAACACUGUACUGUACAUUUCUAGCAGUGUGUCUCUCUUUGUAAAAAAAAGAAAAAUCCUUCCUUUAUUUUUUAUUAUGUGACUGCUUGAGUUGUGUGUUGUGUGAGAUGUCAUCAGGAAAAAGUAAUUUCCACGUUGUUGUCAAUGUUGUCUUAAGUAACCUUGAGGGUUUACUAUUUGUAUUCAUAUUUGAACCGGCACUGAUUUUGUUUAUUGUUUUUCUCAUUUUGGUUUCCUUUUACAGUAAAUGCAGUAACAUUUGGACUGGAUAGUUUGAAAAAUGGAGUUCCAUCAGUAUGCAAUGUGGUUCGCAUAGUUACCGAGCCUUGGGGGGGGGUUGCGUUUGCUGUAUAUCGUCUUUUGCAAUAAAACCUCUUCUCUUUAGAGCUAA